Paramacrobiotus metropolitanus is the source of this 867-nucleotide messenger RNA. RefSeq names its product D(2) dopamine receptor A-like. Lineage: Eukaryota; Metazoa; Tardigrada; Eutardigrada; Parachela; Macrobiotidae. The record is from RefSeq and is a predicted model, not a curated record. Bases 1 to 867 code for a protein of 288 amino acids. Gene Ontology annotation, cellular component: membrane. Gene Ontology annotation, molecular function: G protein-coupled peptide receptor activity. The transcript has a single exon. Gene Ontology annotation, biological process: neuropeptide signaling pathway.
AUGGCCAAUAACUCAUCCUUACUAAUCAACAACCUGGUUAUUGACCCCAGAGAACUGUACAUCUGGUUCGUUCUGUCGGUUUUCAUCACCAUCAUCGGAACAUUGGCGUGCUGCGCUCUGCUUACCGUCAUUAUCAAGCAGCACAAUUACCGCGACGGUACCAAUCCGUUAAUCAUUCAACUACUUGCUGUUGACUGCUUUACACUGGCCAUUCCGGCUUUGCUAGGAUACAUACAAAUCUACCUGACCCAGAUCGGCUCUCCGAGCUCCAUCCGCUGCAAACCCGUGUUUUUCCUACACUAUCUCGCCAUAUCAGUGUCCCAUCUGAUACAAGCCUGUCUGGCCGUUAAUCGCUGCACUGCUGUCCAGUUUCCGCAUUAUUUCAACGCCGUUUCCCGUCGCAGCAGUGUUAUUCUAAUGACCGGCACCAUCUGGAUAAUUACGCUGUGUUUUUCGGUGCCGUAUAUCUUUGGUAUGGUGGCCACGUAUGGACAGGCACCACCGCUUGGGCAUUGCACCUUACUUGUCAAUGAUUUGCGGGUUUUCGGCAUUCUGGGAUCAUUCGUGACGACUAUUCCAUUCUGUAUCGAGGGACUAUGUUACGCCAUUAUCUUACUUGUAUUUCAGUGUCAGCGGCAUCAGAUUCGCGAACCAGUGACGCGAACGGAUGUGCGCCGGGAAAAAAAGAAACGCAAAGAAAAUAUGAUUUCGCUGGUGUUGUUGCUGUGUUUUUUGUGGUACAUGGUUUGCUAUUUGCCAAAUACGAUUAUAUCGUCGUACAUGGGAUGGUACUGGAGAAACCAUUGGAAUGCGUUCAUUUGGAUGCGAACGCUAUUCGGCACUGCUCAAGCAGGAACACCGGUAUGA